GUAGACCAACUCGGCCCGUGGCUGGUCGGCGUGGGGGGUUGCCAUGGUGAAGCCGCUCACUGCCGCCGCCAGGUGCCGCUGAGGGGACACAUGUUUUGGUUCCACACUGCAGCUGAGGCUUGACCCGUGCAGGUGUCAACAUUGAGAGGAUGAGUGGGGAGAGAGAAGAUAUCCUUCUACAAGUCAACAAUGUUCGCUACAAGAAAAACAAUGGACAGUUGUAUCUCUCCCAAACUCGAAUGGGGUGGAUGAUGGAAGAAUCGGACACUUCUACUGUCAGCGUCCUCUACAAUGACAUCCGCACUCAGAAAAUCUCGCCUGAAGGCAAGCCAAAGGUUCAACUCCAGAUUGUUCUGCAUGACAUCUCUUCCUACACCUUCCAUUUCUGCACUCCUGAAGGAAGAGAAAAGCAGAUUGCAGAAAGGAAUAAGGUCAAGGAGCGGCUGAGUCAGCUUAUGUCCCAGAACCGGAGGCAGCCUCCUGAUGAACUUAUGGAAAAGAAGAGGAUGUUGGAUGAAAAUGAACAACUGCAGCAGUUGUAUCGAGCCCUUGUUCCCACCUCCAUUAUUUCUGUUGAUGAAUUUUGGAAAGAGAUUGCUGGUCAGUACAAGCAGAGUAUGGGACCACAGCAGGAUGUGGGUGUUUCAGGGGCCUUCCUGGCUGACAUUAAGCCACAAACUGAUGGGAGCAAUGGCAAGGUUCAGUAUAAUCUAACACCAGAGAUCAUGUCUUCAGUUUUCAAGACCUAUCCUGCCGUGAAGAAGAAACACGGCGAGUACGUGCCACACCGUAUGACAGAAUCAGAAUUUUGGACAUUGUUCUUUCAGUCCCACUACUACAGUGUCCACACCACUAGCCGAACAGAAAAUGUCUUCUCUGAGUGCUCCAAGUAUGAUGAUCGAGAGUGGAAUAGAGAUGUUAAUUCAACCCAGAGUGACCCACUGAACAACCUCAAUGACAUCUAUGAAGAGAAGCAGCUGGCAGUGGAUGAUGAACUGAGAGUUGGUGGUGCUAAGGCUGGUAGCAAUGCCAUCCAUGCCCUUAUGAUUAAAAGAUUUAAUCAGCAUAACCUCAACAUCAUUAAGGCACAGACAAACCUAGAAAAAGAAAAGUUAUUGGAUGAAAUUGCUGCCAAGAAUCCAAAUAAUGUUCCUAAUGGUGAAGUGAGUCAGGAAGUCACUCAGCCCAAAAGUAAAAAAGCUAAGUUGGAAGAAAAAAGAACGAUAGAUGACUUAGAGAACUCAAACAAGACAGAAGUGUCAUCUUUAACCAUCCACCAACGUGACCGUUAUCUCACAGGUCCCACUGAGUUGACUACUUCUCAAAGCAUUCAGCCGGAUCAGAUCAUGAUGUUAAACAAGCAGCUAACAGUCACUGCCAGCAUUUGGACACCCUCACUGAACAACAGUCAGGAGCCUGAUGCAGCAUACCGCUCACUGCAGCACUUCAGUGACAUGUGCCGCAAAGGACGAUCCACUAUUGGUGUGCGCACAGGUGAUCAGCUUCCAGGAAACCUACACAAAGAAUUGGGACAGGUGUAUAGCAGUGCUGGAGAACUCUUACGUCACUUCUGGUCAUGCUUUCCUCCUAGAACUCCACAACUGCAGGAAAAGCUACACAAGAUGCAUGAGACUCUGUGCCGCUACCAUAAUGCAACAAUAAGGCCAUUCCAGGAAAUGGCAGUUAAUGACUACAAUUGCAACAGCAGUAUUCUUGAUCACCUCAUAGAAAUGUUCCACAUUGCCAACACAAAGUUUGAAAACUGGAAAGCACGGAACUGCAGGUGAAACUUUGUAAGAUUCCUUUGGUAGUUUUUAGGCUUAUAAAUAAAUGGCAAGUUCAUUUUAUAGUAACCUGAACAAAUGAAACUGACCUCUACCUCACAUGGUGUCAGUGUCUUAGCUUGUCAGACAUGAGCAACAUAGGCACUAUUUUUCACCUGUCUCAAAGGAGAACAGACAAGCCUUUGGAUUAUGUGGCAAAAAGGAAGUGAUUAUGCCGAUUUUGAGGAGAGGUACAACAGUUGGAGCCUGUUGGUGCUGGUGUCUCCUGGUCAGUAUUUUAUUCUGCCUUGAAUGAUUGUAUAGCUGGCAUACAAGUGGCCCCACAUGGUUUAUGCAGUUCACCAAAUUGUCCCUACAGGAUACCUUACAGUCCUUCUUCCCGUUUCUUAUUUAGUGUUGCAGCAUUGAUAUCAAUCAUCAUGGAGACUGAUAGAUGCAGCAUUAUCAUGUAAAGAAAUAUAAGUUUCUGAGAUUAGGAGAGUGGGGCCUCUGAUCAGCUAUUAUUGUUGUAUUUGGAAGAUCUAUUUUCAUGCUCAAAUUUCUGUGUUUUAACAUCUGUUUUGUGUUAUUUAUGUCAUUGUUGAAUGGUAAAGAUGGAUGUGACCUGCAGGGAAUGACAGUCUGUUGCUAGUCAGCUGUGUUAUCUCAAUUUUUUUAUUUUCCACAAAAUUAGAAUGUUACAUAUUUGGCACAAAGUCAAACUAUAAUGUUCCAUAAGGAACUUUUAACUAAAAUAUGAUUGUUUUUACACUAAUCACGUAAUAAAACUGUUUGCCAGUCCAAAACAACUUGCAGGAACUUUUCCUAGAAAGUUUUGUUUCAGCCUUUCCCAUCCCCUUUUUUCCCCUUAAAAAAAGAAAAGCAAAAUUUUGCAGAGCCUUAUAUACCUCUUCAUGAAUAUUCUAGUUCCUCUUUACCCAAACAUUCUGUAAGGCUUUGACAUGCUCAGAAGGAUGGUUAUUAUAAAUAAAUCUGUGGAGCAGAUGAAGCCUUACUUCUGCCUUGUGCUCAGAUCAGUGGUGAAAUUGGACUAACAGGUGUGGGAUGACAUGUAUGCAUGUAGUCACUGGUGGGAUUAUAUUCUUUAAGGAAGUUCAGUAUUAAAUCAUGUUUUUGCAUUUACCAAACAUGUGUCAAUUCCUUAAAUGUAAAAGUUCACAUUUUAUGACAACUGAGAGUUAGCAGUCUGUGUGGCUCUCAGUGAUAGCAACUAAGUGCCCCAUGCAGUGCCACCAAUCACCUUGUCAACAAAGUAGGCUCUGUAGUCUUCCUUUGGCCCACCAGUAAACAUUUUUCAUACUUUAUUUCCUAAUAGCCCUCCGUCAACCUGAAGAAAUACCCAACUCUCCCAUGUCACCACUCUUGAUGUCCUUUAUGCCUCCCUUCAACAGUAAUGGUUCAGCAUCUCUAUUUACAAGUCAGUUUGCCUUGUUUCUGGGAGAGCAAAUGUUUUUAGAAAUAUGGAAAUAAGAUAUUUUUGUAGAAAAUAUUCCUGUAUAUAUACUAUUUGUAUGGAAUUUGCUUAUAAACAAAUAAACCAUAAAUUACA
Messenger RNA from Portunus trituberculatus (swimming crab), 3333 nucleotides. RefSeq names its product general transcription factor IIH subunit 1-like (gene Tfb1). The record is from RefSeq and is a predicted model, not a curated record. Gene Ontology annotation, cellular component: transcription factor TFIIH core complex; transcription factor TFIIH holo complex. The coding region runs from base 150 to 1787 and encodes 545 amino acids. Gene Ontology annotation, biological process: nucleotide-excision repair; transcription by RNA polymerase I; transcription by RNA polymerase II. NCBI's taxonomy places the organism in Eukaryota, Metazoa, Arthropoda, Malacostraca, Decapoda, Portunidae. The transcript is spliced from 11 exons.